Clupea harengus (Atlantic herring) is the source of this 1808-nucleotide messenger RNA. RefSeq names its product matrilin 3b (gene matn3b). The transcript has 6 exons. Lineage: Eukaryota; Metazoa; Chordata; Actinopteri; Clupeiformes; Clupeidae. The coding region runs from base 218 to 1405 and encodes 395 amino acids. The record is from RefSeq and is a predicted model, not a curated record.
GACUUUUUCAACAGCUCGUCACAUCCUGUUCUGUGCGUUAUGCUCUUUGCCUAAAUGAAAAAAGUCUGUUAAGUGUGUCUGGCACCACGUUUCUCAAACCGGAUUGGCUCAUCGUUACACGUGCCCCCGACUAACAACCUUAAAUUUGAACCCUCAAUCCGUUUCUUUUCAUUUGCGUACCAGUUGAAACCUCGUAUGAAGUUAAACCGACAUUAUAAUGAUGUCAUACUUGUGCGGAUGUUUUAUUUAUUGCCUCUUAAUUUUAAUACUUGGGGUUGAGGGGACAUACACACUUAAUGGAUACAAGCCACAACAGCUGUACGCAGACCGACCUUAUGCGCGAGCCUAUCGACAGAAUUUCUUACAGAACGUGCAAGCUCAACAUGCGGGAGCACAUGGCAAUAACUAUAGGUUUUAUGGCUACCAUCAUUAUCACAAGCCCGCGCGGAUGUGGCCCCCAUUCGCGUACCGCCAGCCCACAGCUUCUCCUCCAGCGCCUGCUCAGCCAGUCAGUACCCAAAGCAGCACAACAUCCCCGAUCAAAUGGGCUGCCACAUCAGCACCGACGGAGAUGUGCAAGAGUCGCCCACUCGACCUGGUCUUCAUCAUAGACAGCUCACGCAGCGUGCGCCCUGCUGAGUUUGAGAAAAUAAAGAUCUUCCUGUCAGACAUGGUGGACACGCUUGAGAUCGGCUCUGAUGCCACCCGGGUGGCAGUGGUCAAUUAUGCCAGCACAGUGAAAAUCGAAUUCCUACUGAAGACCCACUUCAACAAAGGCGACCUGAAACAGGCACUGGCACGCAUCGACCCACUGGCCACGGGCACAAUGACUGGCUUAGCCAUCAAGACGGCCAUGGAUGAGGCCUUCACCGAAGAGUCUGGGGCCCGGCCCAUCUCAAAAAACAUAGCCAAGGUGGGCAUCAUUCUCACCGAUGGGCGGCCCCAGGACACAGUGGAAGAGGUGUCAGCAUCAGUUCGUGCUUCUGGGGUUGAGAUCUAUGCUGUGGGCGUGGACAGAGCGGACAUGGAGUCUCUGCGUCUCAUGGCCAGUCAGCCUCUUGACGACCAUGUGUUUUAUGUGGAGUCCUUCGGCGUCAUCGAGAAGCUUACCUCCAAGUUCAGGGAGACUCUAUGUGGUGUGGACCGUUGCGCCCUUGGACAUGACUGCCAACACAUAUGUGUCAGCAAAAAUGCCUCAUACUCCUGCAAGUGUCGGGAGGGAUCUGUCUUGAAUGAAGACAAGAAAACAUGUUCACAGGAAGUACGAGGCACAGAGAGUGAGGACCCAUGUAUGUGUACGGCUCAGAUUGCCUUCCAGAAGAAGGUUCAAGUGACAAUUCAAGACCUUACCAACAAACUAGCUGAUGUCACUCGGAAACUGGAAGAGUUCCAAGACUUACGAUGAUUCCAGAGAUUGGCCAGAGAUAAUUUGCUGGACACAUACUAUAAUUUUACAUUUCCUGUUUAGCAUCUUCCAUAUGUAACCAACAAUAUAGUUGACCAAGUUUAGACUUUUUACAUGCCAUGCAUUAUUUCACAAGAUUGUCAAUAUUGUAUGUAAAUCUGAAAAACAUGCAAUUUGCCCAUUGUGUCAUUAAUAUGUUGGAAAAGCCUCUGUUUGUAUUUCCCCAUUAUUUUCGUAUACAUUUUGUUUAAAAAUAUUUAAAUAUUAUGUAUAACCUUAAGAAGGUUUUAAAUGAAAAUAAAUAAAGUUGUCUUUGAAAUAUCUGUGUAAAGUUCAAAUAUAUUAUGCACUAUUUGGGAUAUUUGUGAAGAUGAGGAUGAAAAAUAAAUGUUUUGGCCUACUU